CUUAGAUCUGUCCCUUUCGUCUCUUUUACACUUUUAGCCAAUUUUUUUCUGGAUCCUUAGCUUUUCCCAUUUUUCUUUUACACUUUUAGCCACUUUUAUUCUCACUUUCCGCCAUUUCUUCCCUGGGUUUACAAAGCAAGGAGCUAAUUUUGUUGAGUUUUAACAAUGGCGGACUGGGGCCCAGUGGUGAUAGCGGUGGUGCUAUUCGUUCUGUUAACUCCGGGACUAUUAUGCCAGCUUCCUGGCCGUGGAAAAGUGGUUGAAUUUGGCAACAUGCAAACAAGCGGGGUUUCUAUUUUGGUCCAUGCUGUAAUUUACUUUGGACUUAUUACUAUUUUCCUCCUUGCCAUUGGCGUCCAUGUCUACACUGGCUAAAGUAAUUUUACCUUGUAAGUUUGUAAAACAAUGUCUCUUCAGAUAUUUAUUCUCUGUCUCUCUCUUGAUUGUAUAAGAGUUGCAAUUAAUCUUCCA
Messenger RNA from Capsicum annuum, 471 nucleotides. RefSeq lists its product as uncharacterized. Lineage: Eukaryota; Viridiplantae; Streptophyta; Magnoliopsida; Solanales; Solanaceae. The coding region runs from base 166 to 375 and encodes 69 amino acids. The transcript has a single exon. The record is from RefSeq and is a predicted model, not a curated record.